Molecule: messenger RNA, 2797 nt
Organism: Danio rerio (zebrafish)
Lineage: Eukaryota; Metazoa; Chordata; Actinopteri; Cypriniformes; Danionidae
Source: RefSeq, a predicted model, not a curated record
ACCUCAUAUCCUCUGCAUCACUUCCUGUACAUGCUGAGAGGCAGAUCUGGGCUGUAUUCUGGCACAUUUACACACACACGAUCAUCUGCUGUCAGUAGCGCGCACGACUGAAGUCUAGAGUCUCUUUGUCCGCGACCAGAGCGCCUUCAUCAUGACCCAGAGGUGAUCCUCGCCGCGGUGGUUCUGGGAGUCCAGGUCUGCGGUGAGAGAGUUGAAGAGAGAGGUCUCUUUAUAGGUGUAAGGAUUGCCCAGGGCCACAGCGCCCACAAUCUAAAGGAGCGCAGCACUUUUCAGCCAGGAUUGAAGAUCAGGAUGGAGAAGGAAGAUCUCAAGGUUGUCAACAGGGGUUUGGAGGAUGAGAUGGAGUUGAGAGGGUUCCGUCUGUGCCGAUGGAAACUGGUUCUAGUGUGUUGUGGUGGUUUCUGUACAGGUGGUUUUCUUUUCCUACUGCUCUACUGGAUGCCUGAGUGGUGUGUGAAGGCCACAUGCACACGGACCACUGUCAGAGACGCAGAAGUUGCUCUGUUACGCAGCACUGAUGAAUUUAAGCGCUGGUUUCGGGCGAAGGUUCGGAUAAUGCUGGCUCCUGGGAAGAACCCCUAUGACACCCUGAAUUCCCAGACCGCCUCCCCUCAGGCCAAUGACCACGCCCACAACAUGACUGACUCCACCCACAACAAAAUCAGCAGGAGUGUAGAAAGCCAGCAAGUGCAGAUCCGCUAUUUCACCCUCCACAGCACAAAAUACUUUUGGAACGACACUAUCCAGAACUUUGAAGUGUUAAAAGGCCUGGAGGAUCUGAACAUCAGCUGCUCAUCCGUUCAUUCAAAGCACAGUGCCGGACUCAACAAGAACCAGCAGGAGUACAGGAGAUUUUUUUUCGGUCUGAAUGAAAUUGAUGUGAAAGUGCCUUCUCUUUUCAAGCUGCUAAUUAAGGAGGUCCUCAAUCCUUUCUACAUCUUCCAGCUCUUCAGUGUUGUUCUGUGGUGUACAGAUGAAUACUAUUACUACGCAAUGGCCAUAGUCGUCAUGUCCUUCAUAUCAAUAGCUACCUCUCUCUACACUAUUAAAAAGGUGACAAUAUGUUGACGGCCAUCUCUGUGGCGCGAGACUGUGGCAUGAUUCAGCCACUGGACCUGGUCAUUAUUGCAGACGCGGUGCCCCCAAAGGAUGGACAGGCUGCCAAGAUCAACUGGCACUAUGCCGACAAACCCAGCAAACACUCCAACAAGCCCACCAAACUAGAGGAGGUGGAGAUUAUUUUGGAAGAUGGUCAUUCUGUGGAUGAGUCCAGAUCUCAGGAACAGUAUCACUUCGCCAUGAGCGGAAAAUCUUUCGCUGUAAUUAUUGAGCAUUUCCAGGACCUGCUGCAGAAGCUGGUGCUUCAUGGGACUGUGUUUGCAAGGAUGGCGCCUGACCAGAAGACUCAGCUUGUGGAGACUUUAGAAAGUGUAGAUUAUUUUGUAGGGAUGUGUGGUGAUGGAGCGAAUGACUGUGGGGCACUGAAGAGAGCUCAUGCCGGGAUCUCACUGUCAGAACUGGAGGCUUCAGUGGCGUCUCCUUUCACCUCCACAACUCCCAGCAUCACCUGUGUGCCCAACCUCAUCAGAGAAGGCAGAGCGGCUCUCAUCACCUCCUUCUGUGUGUUCAAGUUCAUGGCGCUCUACAGUAUUAUUCAAUGCCUCAGCGUCGCACUGCUCUACUCCAUUGGCAGUAACCUGGGUGACUUCCAGUUUCUCUUCAUAGACAUGGCCAUCAUUCUUCUGAUCGUCUUCACCAUGAGUUUGAACUCUGCGUGGAAGGAAUUGGUGGCCCGCAGGCCUCCCUCUGGCCUGGUCUCAGGUCCUCUUCUCUUCUCAGUCCUCACACAGAUUCUCAUCUGCCUGGCUUUCCAGAUCAUUGCCUUCCUCUUGAUCCAGAGGCUGGACUGGUACUCCAAGCCUGAUUUCUACAACUGCUCUCUUCCUCAUCACAUGAAUAACUACAGUAACUCCACCGGGACUAAAGAAGAAAAUAUCGUCAAUGAUGUGAACACCACACUGUUCUUCAUCUCCUCAUUUCAGUACCUCAUUGUUGCCAUCGUCUUUUCCAAAGGAAAACCUUUCCGCCAGCCCAGCUACAAGAACUGGCCGUUUGUCCUCUCUGCUUUAAUUCUCGUCAUCUUCAUGUUUUUCAUCAUGUUUUUCCCAAUCUCUGGAAUCUACAAGUUUUUAGAGCUGGUGUGUGUUCCUUUGAGUUGGCGCGUGUCUAUGGUGAUUAUAAUACUGGCCAACACCAUAGUGUCCGUCAUCAUUGAGGGAGGAAUAGACAUGUAUGGAUCUAAAUGCCUCUCCUGGCUCUGCUGCCGGCGAAGAAAAGUUCCCAAGGCACGCUACAUGCAUCUGGCACAAGAAUUAAGCGUAGAUCCUGACUGGCCCCCCAAACCCAAGAGCACUACUGAAGCCAAACCCGCCCUACAUCCAGAUGACUGCUCCUACCAGAUCGAGGCGAUUUCCUAGCAUUUCUUUCAGCAGUAAAUACACUCCGUAUUGCACGUCCAAACCACCAGGGAUUUCUGUAAACACUGUCAAAAACAAUUACGAAAAGACCAAAAACCUGCUAGGGGAGAGCUGUCUUUCUUCCUGGAUUAUUUUGUUUGUUUGUUUCACUUCUGCUGCUCAAGAUUGUUUCCUUUUUUAAAUGGGUGGAGUUUACAGGCUGGGAACUGUAGAAGCUCCGCCCCCCCCCCCGGGCAUGCGGCUCGUCACCGAUAUUCCCUUAAAGCAUCAUGUAGACCGCAAAACGAUUGAACUCAUUA